AUGGCAGCGGCCAACUUCAGCAAGGUUCAUAUAGGGAUCUACGUGGAGAUCAAGCGCAGCGACGGCCGAAUUCACCAAGCUAUGGUAACAUCUCUAAAUGAAAAUAAUGAAAGCGUAACUGUUGAAUGGAUUGAAAAUGGAGAUACUAAAGGCAAAGAGAUUGACUUGGAGAGCAUAUUUUCAUUUAACCCAGAUCUUGCAUCUGAUGAAGAUAUUGAACCUAGUCCAGAGACACCACCACCUACUUCAGCAGCUAAAGUAAACAAAAUCAUGAAGAGUCGACGAACCAUGGCACCUAUUAAGAAUGACACUCCUGCCAGAGAUAACAGAGUGGUUGCUUUUGCACACACACGGCCUAUUCAGCUUCCUGAACAGUCUUCCUUCUCACAACAGAAUGCACGUAGAAAAUCCAAUUGUGUAAAAGAGGUUGAAAAACUGCAAGAGAAACGUGAAAAAAGAAGAUUACAGCAGCAGGAACUUAGAGAAAAAAGAGCUCAGGAUGUUGAUGCUACAAAUCCAAAUUAUGAAAUUAUGUGUAUGAUAAGAGAUUUCAGGGGAAGUUUGGAUUAUAGACCACUGACAACUGCAGAUCCUAUUGAUGAGCACAGGAUAUGUGUUUGUGUGCGAAAACGACCACUCAAUAAAAAAGAAACUUUAAUGAAAGACCUUGAUGUAAUAACAAUUCCUAGUAAAGAUGUUGUGAUGGUACAUGAACCAAAACAAAAGGUGGAUUUAACAAGGUACCUAGAAAACCAAACUUUUUGGUUUGAUUAUGCCUUUGAUGAUGAAAUGGUUUACAGGUUUACAGCUCGACCAUUAGUAGAGACCAUAUUUGAAAGGGGAAUGGCCACUUGCUUUGCAUAUGGACAAACAGGCAGUGGAAAAACCCAUACUAUGGGUGGUGACUUUUCAGCAAAGAACCAAGAUUGUUCUAAAGGAAUAUAUGCACUUGCAGCUAGAGAUGUCUUUUUAAUGCUAAAGAAGCCAAAUUAUAACAAGUUAGAACUUCAAGUAUAUGCAACAUUUUUUGAGAUCUAUAGUGGUAAGGUUUUUGACUUGUUGAACAGGAAGACAAAAUUAAGAGUGUUAGAAGAUGGUAAACAGCAAGUCCAGGUGGUGGGAUCACAGGAAUGGUAAGUCAAAUGUGUUGAAGAUGUUCUUAAGCUUAUUGAAAUAGGCAACAGCUGCAGGACAUCCGGUCAGACAUCUGCAAAUGCACACUCAUCUCGAAGCCAUGCAGUGUUUCAGAUUAUUCUCAGAAGGAAAGGGAAAUUGCAUGGUAAAUUUUCUCUGAUUGAUUUGGCUGGCAAUGAAAGAGGAGCAGAUACUUCUAGUGCAGAUAGGCAGACUCGACUGGAAGGUGCGGAAAUUAACAAGAGCCUUUUAGCACUCAAGGAGUGCAUUAGAGCCUUAGGCCGAAAUAAACCUCAUACGCCAUUCAGAGCAAGUAAACUUACUCAGGUGCUAAGAGAUUCAUUCAUAGGAGAAAACUCUCGUACCUGUAUGAUUGCUACAAUUUCUCCAGGGAUAGCAUCAUGUGAAAACACUCUAAAUACAUUGAGAUAUGCAAAUAGGAUAGCCACGCCUGAAGAUGACCACCUGCUUCGAGGAACCCUCGGGAGUCGCUGGCUACCUUUGGACCCUAGGAUCAGCGUGAGACAAGCAAUGCAGAGGAACGUCGGAUUGAUUAAACUGGCGUACCAGCCCUGGGGCAUUCUGAUGGAACUGCUGAUGGCUCAGCUUAGCCUGCUCGACUAUGCUCGGCUGGCCUCCUAG
Messenger RNA from Vidua macroura (Pin-tailed whydah), 1776 nucleotides. RefSeq names its product kinesin-like protein KIF2A. Gene Ontology annotation, biological process: microtubule-based movement. Gene Ontology annotation, molecular function: microtubule binding; ATP binding; microtubule motor activity. Lineage: Eukaryota; Metazoa; Chordata; Aves; Passeriformes; Viduidae. The record is from RefSeq and is a predicted model, not a curated record.